This is a messenger RNA of Notolabrus celidotus (New Zealand spotty), 3306 nucleotides long. It is a transcript of the gene safb, whose product is annotated as scaffold attachment factor B. Bases 145 to 2640 code for a protein of 831 amino acids. Gene Ontology annotation, cellular component: nucleus. NCBI's taxonomy places the organism in Eukaryota, Metazoa, Chordata, Actinopteri, Labriformes, Labridae. The record is from RefSeq and is a predicted model, not a curated record. Gene Ontology annotation, biological process: regulation of mRNA processing; regulation of transcription by RNA polymerase II. The transcript is spliced from 21 exons. Gene Ontology annotation, molecular function: sequence-specific DNA binding; RNA binding.
ACGUGUUCUGCGCAUGCGUGUAAGUUAGGCCUCCAUUUUGCAGUACGGUGCUAGCAACCUUUUCGCAUACGAGAAGCUGCAUCAGUAUAUUGAGUGCAAUAAGGAUUUAUUCCUAACUAAGGCGACAUUUCUACAACCAGUACCAUGGCUGACCCAUCAGCAGACACGGAGGUCCUGGAGGGCGCAGAGGUCCGCAAACUGUCCGAGCUGAGAGUGAUCGACCUGAAGGCCGAGCUGAAGAAACGAAACCUGGACACCACGGGCGUCAAGAGCGUGCUAUCAGAGCGACUCAAAAAGGCGAUUGAGGAAGAGGGGGGGAACCCUGACGAGAUCAUCGUCACUCCGGAGUUAGCCCCAAAGAAGUCUACACCAAAACGUCCUCUCAAAGAUACAAAGCAAGAGACUGAUGAACCAGAGGACUGCACUAUGGAGGAGGAUUCCCACAAUGACCAUGAGGAUCAUCAAGAUGAUCACGAGAGCAUGCAGGAAAUGGACAUCCUGGACAUGAAUGUCCUCGAUGAAACAGAGAAUGACAAUGGAAUACCAGCUGAGGAUGAUGAGGAUGAAGCAGAGAAUUUAGACGAAGAUAUGUUGUUGAAUGAAGAGCAUGACAACAGGGCGCUUGAGUCAGAAGACGAAGAAAAGGCUCGAGAGAUGGAUGAUCCUGAGAUGUCAGAAAAGGAUGACUCUAUGACACACUCAUCAGAUCAUAUGCCUCGGGAUCCAGACGCUACUGACGUGAAAGAAGAAACAGAAAAUGACAAAGUAGCCGGGUCUUGUUUAUCUGAGCCACUUAACGAAGAUCAGCACCAGAGCCACGAGACGAGCCCCGAAGAAGAGCAAGCUGCCACCACUGCCGCAGGGGAAGAAAAUGUGUCCGACACCUGCGCCAAGUCUGACAUGGCUGCCUCUGGAGACGCGGAGAGCGACAGGGAUGUUGCGGAGACCGACGCCAAAGAGGUCGGGGACGCACAGACCGUUCCAGAAGAAGAGACAUUUGACUCUGAAAGCAAAAGCUUGCAGGCUGUUAGUGUAAGCGAACAGGGCACUGUGGGUGAUGAAACUGUUGGUUCAGAAAUGGGGUCUAAGGGUGAGGAGGAUGAGAAGACAGAAGAGAAAGCUGCCGCGGAUUCAGCCUCGACUGUGAAAGAGUCCUCUUCUGUAGAGGGCGAUGAUCAGAAAAAGAGCUCUGAGGAGAACGAUGGCAAGACUGAGUCUAAAGAUGAAAAGACUGCUGGAAGUGGUGCUGCAGCAAGCAGUAGCAGGAAUCUGUGGGUUAGUGGCCUCUCCUCCACGACCAGAGCAACUGAUCUGAAGACCCUUUUCAGCAAAUAUGGCAAGGUUGUCGGUGCUAAGGUAGUGACCAACGCCAAGAGCCCUGGGGCUCGCUGCUACGGCUUUGUAACAAUGUCUUCCACAGAGGAGGCCACCAAAUGUAUUAGCCACCUUCACAGGACCGAGCUGCACGGCAGGAUGAUCUCUGUGGAGCGGGCAAAAAAUGAGCCUGUUGGGAAGAAGCCAGCAGACAAGAACGAAGCCAAGAAGUCUGGUGACCGGAGACACUCCUCUGACUCCAAAUCUGAAGGAAAGGAUGAGAAGUCUGAGGGAGAAGGAAAAGAUGGAAAAGGACGAAACGAGAGGACUGUAGUGAUGGACAAGUCCAAAGGAGAGCCAGUCAUCAGCGUCAAAACCAAAAGCAAAGAAAGGAGCUCAAAGAGUCGGGACCGCAAAUCACCCAGCAAGGAGAAGAAAGACAUUCUGUCAUUUGACCAGAUCAAGGAGCAGAGAGAGCGAGAGAGGCAGAGACAACGAGAGCGAGAAAUCAGAGAGGUGGAGAGGCGCAGAGUGACAGACCGGGAUCGGGAUCGUGACAACCGCCCAGACAGAGAGCGUGAGCGAAUCCGUCUGUUCCGGGAGAGAGAGGAGAGGAACCAUCUGAUGAGGAAGAGACACUGGCUGGAGGCUGAAAAACAGCGCCUGGAGGCAGACCGGAUGGAGCGCCAAUUCCUGGAACGGGAGAGAGUGCGUAUUGAGUACGAGAGGCGGCGUGAGCAGGAGAGGAUCCUCAGGGAGCGUGAGGAGCUGCGGCGGCAGCAGGACCAGCUGCGUUAUGACCAAGACCGGCGGCCUGUCAAGAGACCUUAUGACAUGGACGGCAGGAAAGAUGAGUGGCCUGAGAAGCGCAUUGCCUUGGAUGACCGUUAUGGUCGCUCAGACUUAAGUCGACAGGAUCGUUAUCAGGACUUUGAUCACAGGGAUAGGAGCCGUUACCAAGACAACGUGAUAAUGGACAGACGCGACAAUACCCGUAGUGACAGCCAGCACUUCUCUGACCGAUCAGACCGACAUAGUAGAGAUGGUCGAGACUCCUGGAGUGGAGGAUAUGACAAACGCUUGAACACAAGGGAAGGAAGUCGAGACUGGGACUCGAGCCGGAAGGUGGAUGGAGACAGAUCAUGGCAAAGUAGAGACGGUGCCAUCCCAGGCCAGAGCCAUAUAGCACGUGGUGGAAUGACAGGCAGCCGUGGAGGCUACAUGAACACAGGAACAUCUCAGUCCCUCUCUGGAGCUCUGAACAGACAGAACCAGCUGAUGCAGGGCAGCGGGCUGCAGGGUGGAGCUUUCGGUCGACGCUACUGAUGUCUGAAGACAUUAGUGGAACCCUUUCAGGACGUCAUGUCAUGAAGGAUGUGACCGUCUUGGUCUUGUACAUGUUUUAAAUUUAAUAUUCUUUUUUUGUUGUUUUCUUUGACACAAUUCAAAUCUUUUUUGAUGGAUACUUUUUUUAUUUUUUGGUUGCUACCAGUAUAUAUAUAUAUUUUGUCCUUACGUUGUGUGUGUGACAAAGUGAUCCUUGUAUUUCCCAUAUGGUCAAAUCUGUGUGGUUUGUGUAUCACAGCCAUCACUGCACCAGAAAGUGUGUUUUACACAGGUUGUUCUGUGGUGGGGAGUUAUUUACAGCUCUGUGAUGUAACUUCACAUGUUUUUUUAGACGCCUGGGCUAAUGGACCUAACCUCACCAGUCUUCCCAGUUUGUGUCUGGAACAUUUUGCAAGUUUUUCCAUUCUCGUUAAACGAGUCUUUGUCUAAACGAAUUUGUUCAGAACUAAAAGUUGUGUUGGAUGUUAUUUUUUUAUAACUUGAUGGUUGGUACAGUUGAGCUGCUAGGAAGAAAGGUUUUUAAUCUUCAUGUCACGUUAUGAUGAACUCUUUUUUUUUUUUUUUCCAUUUCAAUCUCUUUUUUUUGUAUAUAGUAUUUGAUUUGUGUGAUUGUUGAAAUAUGGUAAUAAAUAUCCCUUAAAUUAA